CGAGACUUUGUUUUACACAGGCACUUUAGGUCGUACUCUAUAAGCGCGUGGUAGAAGUAUCUGUAUCAAGAUGUCGCUGUUCUCAACUCCAGCCCUUAAUAAUUAUCUUUCGACUGCCACAACGUUCAUUACAAAGUCUUUAGAAACAAAAGUCUUCGAUGAUGGUGGUUCAAAGAGCACCUUUAUUGGUAUGAAGGCACCGUUAAUUGGACGUUAUGGUUUAACAAUUAGUUCAGGUGGUGCAAUAAAUAUUGGUCGUUUUAAGGAUCCACGACAAAAUUUACGUGAUUCACGCGAAAAUAAAGUUGUUGUGCCACCAGACUUUGGAAUUACACCAGCAAAACCAAUCCCAGCUACACGUGGCGGUGGUUUGGCCUCUGCAGCUUUAUCAUAUGAUCAACUGAAGAGUCAACUGUUACAAAGUCGAACAUUGUUUGAAGAUCCAGAGUUUCCAGCCACUGACAGCAGUUUAUACUUUAGUCAAAAACCGCCAAGACAAAUACAAUGGUUACGUCCACAUGAAAUAUGUUCAAAUCCUGAGUUUAUUACUGGUGGUGCAACAAGAUUUGAUGUUCGUCAAGGUGAACUAGGUGAUUGUUGGCUAUUGGCAGCUAUCGCAUGUUUAUCAAUGCAUAAAAAUCUAUUUGAACAAGUUGUAUCAAUUGAUCAAAGUUUCACUAAGGAAUACUGUGGUCUAUUUCGUUUUCAUUUUUGGCAUUAUGGAGAAUGGAAAGAAGUUGUUAUCGAUGACCGUUUACCAACACAUCGUGGUUCACUUGUCUAUAUACAUUCAACUGAAAAGAAUGAAUUUUGGUCUGCUUUGUUAGAGAAAGCAUAUGCAAAAUUAUGCGGUUCAUAUGAAGCAUUGAAAGGUGGUACAACAAGUGAAGCAUUAGAAGAUUUCACGGGUGGGAUAGCUGAAAUGUUUGAUUUAAAGAAAGAUACUCGACCAGAUUUACUGUCAUUGAUGUUAAAAAGUCAAGAGUUGUGCUCAUUAAUGGCGUGUUCAAUUCAAGCUGAUCCAAAUCAAUUUGAAGCUAAACUACCGAAUGGUUUAAUUAUGGGUCAUGCUUAUUCAGUGACAUCAGUUAAAAUGUUGGACAUUUCACUACCAGAUAAGAGUGGUAAAAUCCCACUAGUUCGUGUACGUAAUCCAUGGGGUGAUGAAUCAGAAUGGAAAGGUGCAUGGAGUGAUAAAUCAAGAGAAUGGUCACUUAUACCACCUGAACAAAGGCAACAACUUGGUUUAACAUUUGAAGAUGAUGGAGAAUUUUGGAUGUCUUAUCAAGAUUUUACAUCAAAUUUUGAAAAACUUGAAAUUUGUCAUCUUGGACCACAAUCAAUGGGAGAUGCUGCUAAGGCGAAAAAUCGUGUUUGGGAAAUGUGUAUUGAAGAGGGUUGUUGGCAACGUCGUGUUACAGCUGGUGGAUGCCGUAAUUUUCUUGAUACAUUUUGGACAAAUCCCCAGUAUGUGGUAUCUGUUGAAGAUCCAGAUGAAAAUGAUGAUGAAAAUAAAGGCACAUUAAUUGUUGGUUUAAUGCAAAAGGAUAGAAGAAAGCUGAGACGUGAAGGUAGCGAUUUACUGACCAUUGGCUAUGCUGUUUAUAAGAUACCUGAACAACACCAAGGUACAUUGGAUAUGAAAUUUUUCAAAUACAAUGCAUCAGUUGCACGUUCACCAGCAUUUAUUAAUCUACGUGAAGUAUGUGGUCGGCAUAGAUUAGAUCCUGGUCGUUAUGCAAUUGUUCCAUCAACAUUUCAACCAAAUGAAGAAGCAGAUUUUAUUCUACGUAUCUUUUCAGAGAAGCCAAGAACAACACAAGAAUUGGAUGAAGAGACGGGUGAAACUCAACCAACACUCCGUUUGGAUGAUAGUGCAACUGUGAAACCAUUGACAGAUGUACAAGUUGAAGCAUUACAACGAGCAUUUAAUAAAGUUGCUGGAGAUGAUGGAGAAAUUGAUGCGGAUGAAUUACGUGAUAUAUUGAAUUGUGCAUUUACACGAGAAGAUGCAUUUGAAUACUUCACUUUUGAUGGAUUCAGUAUGGAAUCUUGCCGAAGUAUGAUUGCUAUGAUGGAUUUCGAUCGAUCUGGUAUGUUAAGUUUCAGUGAAUUCCGAAAGUUAUGGGAUCUUUUACGUGUAUGGAAGUCUGCAUUUAGACAAUUUGAUGCAGAUAAAAGUGGUUCAAUGAAUUCAAUUGAAUUAAGAAAUGCACUGAAACAUGUUGGCUUCUCGAUUAAUAAUGCAAUAUUCGCUACAUUGGUUAUGCGUUUUGCACGUCGUGAUGGAAGUAUACCAUUCGAUAGUUAUGUGAUAUGUUGUGCACGACUUCAAACAUUAUUUGAAGUUUUCAAGGCAACACCGAAAAAUGAACAAUCCCAGGCAUUGUUUAGUGAAAGUGAGUUUGUCAACACUGUCCUCUAUAUGUGAGAAAUGCAACAAGGAGUGAAUAUAUUUUCGAAUUAACAAAACUCACUACUUUAUGUAUUCUCUUUCUCUAUUUAAUAGCAACUUGCUGUCAUUAUUGAUGUUAUUGUUAUCACUAUUAAUAAAUCAUUUCAAAUAUUGUUACUCACUGAUAGAAUAUUUUCUAUUUCAUUCUUUAACAUAAACUGAGAAUUAUUAAAACAAAAGCAGAUAUACAAGUUGCUGAAUAUUACUAAUACUAUUCAAUAAAGAAAAGAAUCAUGCUUUAAUAAACGCUUUUCAUUUUUAAGAGUUUUGCUUAACCUUUAUACACUUUUCAUUUAUUAAUUGCUUAGAGAUAUUUACAUACAUUACUGCUAUUUAUUACAAUACUCAAUGAGUAAACAGAAUCUCAGAUUAUUGUGUUUCCUUUUCUGUGUUCAAUGUUUCAAUGUACCUUGUUCACCUUGAACAUUUCGUCCACUGCAUUGCUGUUUGAAAAUACACACAGACAGAUAUAAACGCACUUGUUUAUACGUAUUUACGCUUUUUUUAGUAUAAUACUCAAUAUAUAUGUGUGUUAUUUGCUUUUCAUAACAAUUAUACGAAUAGAAAUUCCAGUAUAAUCAAGUAAAACGCUUUUGAAUACAAUAAAUUAUAUUUGUAAACGUGGCCAUUUGUUUUUCCCGCUUUUCGCAUAAUGAACAUUGAAGACAGGCAUUUUUGUUGUUGAUGUUUGAGAUAUUUCUGUUAGUUCCAUUUGAAGAAUUUGCAGUUUUGUCCAGUUCAAGUAUUUUGUGAUGAUUUUUGUUAUGAUUAAGUACUUCAACUUCAAGUGUAAGAUUAUAGAGACUCUGGGAAUUGUUUGUCUCCAAUCCUAUUCGAAGUGAUUUCGCAAAUUACUGAGCUCACAUUUAUCGUUUUGUUCACCAUUACCUAUUUCUGAUGUCUUG
Messenger RNA from Trichobilharzia szidati, 3360 nucleotides. Lineage: Eukaryota; Metazoa; Platyhelminthes; Trematoda; Strigeidida; Schistosomatidae. The record is from the annotation of a GenBank genome assembly.